UCGCGUUGAAUAGAUUAGUUUCAACGGAGAAACCGAACGGUUAGUUUGCCGAUCUCAGAGAAAUAUCCAUACGUACUUACAAGAGUGACUUAUUAAAAUAUUUACUUAAAACAUCAUGAUAAAAUACGUAGUAAUCUUGUUCGCCACCUUUAUUUUGGUCCAAUCGCAGAGGCCAACUUAUGCUGGAAGUAGCAAGCCAUAUCCUGGUGUCCUUCCACAGUAUCUGGAUGAACAAGCAGCAGUAGCUAGUGCUACUACUGGAACCGUCGGAAGUCGAAUCGAUAUAAACAAUACCAAUAGGCCAGCAGUAGCAGUAGGAGCUGUAGCAUCUAAUACUCCUAUCACAACAUCAACGAUUCCUCCAGAUUUGCCAGUAGACGCUAUGGGAGACGUUGCCUUAGUAAAUCGAAUCAAAACCUGGCCGAGAGAUAAACAACCAUUUUGGUUUAUAAAUUGGCAACAAAUUCAAGAACACCGCGGUGACUCAAAAAAUAGAGCUCAACCAGUUGAGACGCAACCGAAUCAGAGACCGUUUUUCGCGGGUUAAAUAUUUCGAAUUUCGUUGCUUCGUAUUUAAUUUCAGACGACGUAUAUUGCCGUCGUUAUUUUGCUAGUCAAAUUAAAUCUUUUGUACGACUUGAUCUUGAUACAGUUACUUUAUCGACACAGGAUUAAAUAUCCAAUGAAUUUCAAUAGUCGAAGUAAAAAUACACUUCGAAUCAGUAUCAAUGUCUCUGUAUAUCAUUAUUUCAUAUAAGGAGAGAAAAGGGAGCGUUUGUAAUAUCGUUUUUAAGCUGUGUGUCUUUUACGAAGGAAUAAAAAGAUAGUAAUUAAACGU
Molecule: messenger RNA, 838 nt
Organism: Bombus huntii
Lineage: Eukaryota; Metazoa; Arthropoda; Insecta; Hymenoptera; Apidae
Exons: 2
Coding region: 116-547 (143 amino acids)
Source: RefSeq, a predicted model, not a curated record